AUGUGAAGAGAAAGGAGACCGUAGCCUCAUACCCAGCUGUAUCUUUAGAUGAUACGGAGAAGCUCCUUCCAAAGAUAUUCACAGAAUCUUCCUUCCAAAGAGUGUCAGUGGAUCCAUAUAAACCUAGUGCUGUUGAGAAUGGACCCUUAGUGAUGGACUGGAACAGGGAUGGGGAGAGUGAAGGGCAUCAAAGAUGUCUGGGGACUCCUUUUCCAGAGAACAAUUAUGAAUGUAAUAAAUACAGGGAGGUCUUUGGUCAGAGUGCCAACCUUAUUACACAUAAGAGUAUGCAUUUGGGAGAGAAUCCUUAUAAAUAUAAUGAAUGUGGGAAAAUAGUUAACCAGUCAUUUAAUGUUGGUGAUCAAGAGAGGAUUCAUGUGGGAAAUCACCCAUACACGUGCAGUGAACCUGGGAACAAGCUUAGUCAGUCGUCAAGACUACAUAUAAACAAGACAAUCCAUACUGGGCAGAAAGGUUACAUUUGCAAGGAGUGUGGCAAUGUCUUCAACGGGCACUCAGCACUUAUUCAACAUCAGAAGGUGCACACUGGAGAGAAUGCUUACCAAUGUGUAGAAGGUGAUAAAACUUUUAAUUAUGGCUCAUCAGUAAAUGGACAUAGACUAAUUCAUAAUAGAGAGAAACCUUACACACAUAAAAAAUGUGGAAUGGCCUUUACCCAACACUUUCCUCUUACCAAACAUCACCGAAUCCAUACUGGAGAGAAACCUUACAAAUGUAAUGAAUGUGGCAAGACCUUUAGCAGGCCCUCAGAGCUCACUAGGCAUCACAGAAUUCAUACUGGAGAGAAACCUUACCGAUGUCAAGAAUGUGGUAAGGCCUUUACCCAAUCCUCCGUCCUUACCAAACAUCACCUGAUCCAUACCAGAGAGAAACCUUACCAAUGUAAAGAAUGUGGCAAGGCCUUUGCACAAAUCUCAAGCCUUACCAACCAUCACAGAAUCCAUACUGGAGAGAAACCUUACCAAUGUCAAGAAUGUGGGAAAGCCUUUACCCAUUCCUCAGACGUUAUCAAACAUCACCGAAUCCAUACUGGAGAGAAACCUUAUCAAUGUAAUAAAUGUAGCAGGGCCUUUAACCAGCCCUCAGAGCUUACUAGACAUCACAGAAGCCAUACUGGAGAGAAACCUUACCAAUGUCAAGAAUGUGGCAAGGCCUUUACCCAUUCCUCAAACCUUACCAAACAUCACAGAACCCAUACUGGAGAGAAACCUUACCAAUGUAACGAAUGUGGCAAGGCCUUUACCCAGCUCUCAAACCUUAACAUCCAUCACAGAAUCCAUACUGGAGAGAAACCUUACCAAUGUAAAGAAUGUGGCAAAGCCUUUACUCGCCUCUCGGGCCUUACCGACCAUCACAGGAUCCAUACUGGAGAGAAACCUUACCAAUGUAAAGAAUGUGGCAAGGCCUUUACACACAUCUCAGGCCUUACCAACCACCACAGAAUCCAUACUGGAGAGAAUCCUUAG
This is a messenger RNA of Suricata suricatta (meerkat), 1487 nucleotides long. RefSeq names its product zinc finger protein 501-like. NCBI's taxonomy places the organism in Eukaryota, Metazoa, Chordata, Mammalia, Carnivora, Herpestidae. Gene Ontology annotation, molecular function: RNA polymerase II cis-regulatory region sequence-specific DNA binding; DNA-binding transcription factor activity, RNA polymerase II-specific. The record is from RefSeq and is a predicted model, not a curated record. The transcript is spliced from 3 exons. Bases 153 to 1487 code for a protein of 444 amino acids. Gene Ontology annotation, biological process: regulation of transcription by RNA polymerase II.